AUGCCACCAGCUUCCGCAUCGAAAGCCAAGAGAGAGGCCAAGAAAGCCGAAAGAGACGCCAAGAGAGCUUCCGAAGGUAAGACCGUGCGUGCGUCCAAGAAGAAGGAGGGCGCCGAGGACGAAACAGAGGCCACAGCCCGCGAGAUUGCGCAAAUGAAGCUGCAGCUCGACAAGGACGGUAUUUCGGACCGUGUGGUGACCGGUGUGCUCGACUCGCUAGCCACAUCGCGCGAUGUCAAGCUCUCGUCCGUGUCGCUGCUGUUCCACGGUAAAGUUUUGAUCCAGGACUCGCAGCUCGAACUCAACUACGGCCGUCGUUACGGUCUGCUGGGCGAGAACGGGUGUGGUAAGUCCACAUUCCUCAAGUCGCUCGCUACCCGCGAAUAUCCAAUUCCAGAGCACAUCGAUGUCUACCUAUUGGACGAGCCCGCCGAGCCUUCCGAGUUUUCGGCUCUAGAUUACGUCGUUAACGAGGCCCAAAACGAACUCAAGCGUCUCGAGGAUCUCGUCGAGAAGACUAUUCUUGAAGAGGGUCCAGAGUCCGACGUUCUAGACGGUAUCUACGAGCGUAUGGACUCCCUCGACCCUUCCACUUUCGAAAGCAGAGCCGCCGUCAUUCUUAUCGGUCUCGGUUUCAACUCGAAAACCAUUAACAAAAAGACCAAAGACAUGUCCGGUGGGUGGAAAAUGCGUGUCGCUUUGGCCAAAGCUUUGUUUGUUAAGCCAACACUACUACUAUUGGAUGACCCAACUGCUCAUUUGGAUCUAGAAGCCUGUGUUUGGUUGGAAGAAUAUUUAAAGAGAUUCGACAGAACUUUGGUUCUCGUCUCACAUUCCCAGGAUUUCCUAAAUGGUGUCUGUUCUAACAUGAUUGAUAUGCGUAUGCAAAAAUUGAUAGCCUAUGGUGGUAACUUUGACUCUUACGUCAAGACCCGUUCCGAACAAGAAACCAACCAAAUGAAACAAUACGCUAAGCAACAAGAAGAAAUCGCCCAUAUCAAAAAAUUUAUUGCCUCUGCAGGUACUUAUGCCAACUUGGUCAGACAAGCCAAAUCUAGACAAAAGAUCUUGGAUAAGAUGGAAGCCGAUGGCCUUAUUGAGCCCGUUGCUUCUGACAAGGUAUUUUCGUUCCGUUUCCCAGAAGUGGAAAGACUACCACCUCCAGUGCUGGCUUUCGACGAUAUCUCUUUCGCUUAUGAUGGCAAAGCUGAAAACAAUUUGUACGAGCAUUUGAACUUCGGUGUAGACAUGGACUCUAGAGUCGCCCUCGUGGGACCUAACGGUGUGGGUAAAUCCACCCUGUUGAAAAUUAUGACUGGUGAUUUGUCUGCACAGUCCGGACGUGUAUCUCGUCACACUCACGUCAAGUUGGGUGUUUACUCUCAACAUUCUCAAGACCAAUUGGACUUGAGCAAAUCUCCUCUAGAAUUUGUUCGUGACCAAUACUCUCAUAUUUCUCAUGAUUUCCAAUACUGGAGAGGCCAAUUAGGUCGUUACGGCUUGAGUGGUGAAGCACAAACCUCUCAAAUGGGUACUCUGUCAGAAGGCCAACGUUCUCGUGUCGUUUUCGCUUUGUUGGCACUACAAGCUCCUAACGUCUUGCUACUUGAUGAACCUACCAACGGUUUGGACAUUGCUACAAUCGACUCUUUAGCCGAUGCUAUUAACGAUUUCAAUGGUGGUGUUGUAGUUGUCUCACACGAUUUCAGACUUUUGGACAAGAUUGCCAAGGACAUUUUCGUUGUCGAAGACAAGACGGCCACCAGAUGGAAUGGUAAUAUUUUGGAUUACAAGAACAAGUUGGCCAAGAACGUUGUUUUGUAA
Molecule: messenger RNA, 1824 nt
Organism: Lachancea nothofagi CBS 11611
Lineage: Eukaryota; Fungi; Ascomycota; Saccharomycetes; Saccharomycetales; Saccharomycetaceae
Source: the annotation of a GenBank genome assembly